AGUGGAUGUCGCGAGGAGGGGCGGGCCCGCUCUGGGGGCUCCAUGUGGACGCUGGGCUAGAGCGCUCGGGCGGAGCAGGGCCCGGCGCGGGCUUGGGGGUGGGCGUGUACGCCAUGGCGGAGGCGCAGCAGCUGCGGGUGCAGGAGGCGGUGGACACCAUGGUGAAAGGGCUGGAGCGGGAGAAUAUCCGCAAGAUGCAGGGUACCAUGUUCCGGUGCAGUGCCAGCUGCUGUGAAGAUGCCCAGGCCUCCAUGCAGCAGGUUCAUCAGUGCAUUGAACGCUGCCAUGCUCCCUUGGCCCAGGCACAGGCCCUUGUGACCAGCGAACUGGAGAAAUUCCAGGAUCGCCUGGCUCGAUGCACCAUGCACUGCAAUGACAAAGCCAAAGACUUGAUGGAUGCUGGGAGCAAGGAGCAGCAGGUGAAGAGGCAGCUAGAGUCCUGUGUGACCAGAUGUGUUGAUGACCACAUGCACCUCAUCCCCACCAUGACCAGGAAGAUGAAGGAUUCCCUGGCAUCUAUUGCGAAAUAAAGUCAUUGUCAGUAGUCAUCUGGGGUGGGAGAAUAAGUCUACUUGUAAAACUGUAUGGAAAUUUUUACCUUUCAGUGAAAAUAUAAGAAUGAAGAAAUUGAGGCUUGUAGCAAACUUAAGAAUAUGUGGGAAUUUCACAUCUGCCUCUGGACUUUGUUGGUUCCGUUUUAUGUUUUAGCCCAUAGGUGAAGAAAUGGAAGAAACUGGUGCUCAGAUCUAGAUUGGAGGGAGCAUGGAGGGCCAAUAGUACUCAGGCCCAUCCCCUCAGUGAAGGUGACCCCUAUUCUAGCUGUUGGAGCUCUUAAUGGCUUUCAGCUGGUUCAGAGGUAGUCCGUUCCUAGAAGCUGGAAUAACCCUUUGAGUUUAUAGGUUUUAGCAGUUCUCCUCCCCAACCUACCUCCCAUCUGGUAUGAAUCCCUGAGGUAGCCAUCCACUUUUGUUUGGUGCCAACUUCACAUCCACCUGACUGAACCAUUUCCCAUAGACCAGAAAGCAGCAGCCAUGAGUUCACUACUGAUUGGAAAAGAAAAACACAGUUGUGCUUUUUCUCCCCAGCACAAGAACUGGCAUUCUGAGGGGAGUCUGGGGAAAGAGGGUUACUUAGAUUAGAGCCCUGAGCAGCUCCCAGGUGAUUUUUCCUUUGAUGAAGACAGUGCUCACGCCAGCUUUCAGCUGGGACACCAAGCAAGGUCAUAAAAAGGAAAUCUCCCACCAGGCCUGUGAAACUCAGGGUCCUUUGCACUGGCUUUUCUAGGACUGCUGCUCAGGUUACUUGUUCUCGCCCUUCUGGAAGGAAACACAAAAGUGUUUUUUGAGACCAACAUGAAAUGGUUUUGAGUUAAGGCCAAAGAAAGCCUCUCUUCACUUGCAGAACAAUUUUAAGCCUCUUGCUUAAUGGAAUGGCAGGUGACUGGUUUGGUGGGAAAGUUAGUUUUCCCCAAAGCAGAAAAAGAUGUGAUACCUGACCCUGGCCCUGCCCAUUUGCCCUCUUCAACAGAAACAACUUGUUGAGAGGACUUUUCUUAGGACAGGAAAGGGUAGGAAGACAACUUAAACUUCUAAGCAAGUUGCAAGGGACAGCUUUUUUCUACCCCAGAGUACAGGAGGCAGCUAGCACCAAUUAUCCAGUUAUCACUUGGUCAAAAUUUUGAACAACAUGUUAGUGCCAGGCAUUGUGUUGGAAAAGAUCUUGUUCUCUUUAUACCAACUUCCUACCGAAUGCAAUUAACAUAGCCUUCCUGUUCAGUGUCUCAAGGCUAUAUCAUAUUUUCCUAGUGGUUUGAUGAAAAAAUAAAUAGUUUAAUUUUUUUUUUACUUC
Trichosurus vulpecula (common brushtail) is the source of this 1848-nucleotide messenger RNA. It is a transcript of the gene TIMCC, whose product is annotated as family with sequence similarity 136 member A. Gene Ontology annotation, cellular component: cytoplasm. Lineage: Eukaryota; Metazoa; Chordata; Mammalia; Diprotodontia; Phalangeridae. The record is from RefSeq and is a predicted model, not a curated record. The transcript has 3 exons. Bases 6 to 530 code for a protein of 174 amino acids.